AUGAUCCGUCCCCCGUCGACAGACCAGAUGGCUACUGCGAUUGACAGUGUGCCGAGGAAUCGAGUAGGCAACGAGCCCACAGAAGAUAUGAUGGGAGCUAGGACGGUCCCCAUACUCACGUCCACCCCGACGCCCACCAUCAAGACAUCUGCCCCUUCGCCCCAGGGCGAGCCAAUGGAGAUCACGACCCCGACCGACUCGUCUGCCCCCCGCGGCUCCAGCAAGAGCCCGGACGGCGAGGGCAGCACCCCGUCCAACGACCAGUCCACGGCCUCGAGCGCGACGAGCAUGCCUGCGCCGGCGAUUGCUGCGGCCGCCGUUCACCAGCCCAAGAUCGUGCAGACAGCCUUUAUCCAUAAGCUUUACAAUAUGCUGGAGGACCCCAACAUCCAACACCUCAUCAGUUGGUCACCAUCCAAUGAUAGCUUUGUCAUGUCACCAUCGCCCGAGUUCUCCAAGGUUCUUGCGCAAUAUUUCAAGCACACCAAUAACUCUUCAUUCGUACGCCAAUUGAACAUGUACGGAUUUCACAAAGUUAGCGACGUAUUUCAUACGGGCAACCCUGAAACUGCCCUCUGGGAAUUCAAACAUGGGAAUGGAAACUUCAAGCGUGGCGAUCUGGUUGGUCUUCGAGAGAUCAAGCGCCGAGCCUCACGCCAUGCUCUCGUUCACCGAGGAGAGUACCCGAACCAGAAGCCGACGCCUUCUCAACCGGGAACCCCAGCGGAGCCAAUGCCGCCGAUUCCUGACGGGACCGAUCCCAGGGUUGUCAACAUUGAACACACUUUGUAUGAGCUCAGCUCGCGGCUGCAGCGCAGUGAGGAGAAUGCCCACUACAUGCAUAUCAAGCACCAGGCAAUGAUGGACACCGUAACCCGUCUUUUGGAUUUCAACCAGCAACUGUCCAGAACGGUUCUGUCCCUGGUGCCAAAUCCUAACGAACCAAUUCAUCAGGACGUCCUCAAGCUGCAGGGGGAUAUACAGCGCCAGACCGAUAUCUUUCGCUCACUAGAUGAGCCACAUGAGCCACCGCUGUCGAGUAGUCGACAGUACUUUGCGAAUCUCGAUAACCCACCAGUAUCUCCGCGCCAAUUGGCGCAGGAUGACCGGAGGCUCGCUGCACCGCAGUCAAGGGGACCCAAUUUCUACAAACCACCCGUGCCGUCCAGCUUGUCCAUCAACGCUCGUCGGCCGUACGGAUCGAUCGGUGGCCCGGGACUGGCUACUGCUCAAUCCUCACCGUCACCACUUCGACCCCAGGCACCGCCGCCCCCUGCUGGUCCUCAUCCGUUGGCGACUUCGAUCGAACCACCGCCGGGCAGCCUAGCCAGACGCCAUACCUCAGCAGAUAUCAGGGCACACGGAUGGCAAGCUAACCCGAACCCUUUCAUUGGGUCUGGGCAGUCGUCCUCUCAAUGGCCAUCGUCCCCAAGUCGGCUCCCCACGGACGACAGGGGCCCUCGCGAUUCCAUCUCAUCUUUCCCACUUCACGCGCAGUCACAGUCGAGGCCGUCAACACCUCCGCCGCCGCCUCCGUUUUCUAACGGUAUCAGCACCAUGGAUAGCUUCAACAACUGGUCAUGGAAUUCGGCGGGCCGAGAGAACAAGAAUCUAUCUGUCAAAGAAACCUCUCUUCCGCCGACUCGAAGAGGCAGCAUGGCGCAUAUUCUCAACCCCACCGACACGGCGGAGCAGGAAAACGAAGACGAUCCCCGUGGCGAUGAUGACCGCAAGCGUAAGCGAAUGCUCUAA
Neoarthrinium moseri is the source of this 1752-nucleotide messenger RNA. RefSeq lists its product as uncharacterized. The record is from RefSeq and is a predicted model, not a curated record. Gene Ontology annotation, biological process: regulation of DNA-templated transcription. NCBI's taxonomy places the organism in Eukaryota, Fungi, Ascomycota, Sordariomycetes, Amphisphaeriales, Apiosporaceae. The transcript is spliced from 5 exons. Gene Ontology annotation, molecular function: DNA-binding transcription factor activity; sequence-specific DNA binding. Bases 1 to 1752 code for a protein of 583 amino acids.